UCAGUCUCUGUGACGAGCAGCUGUCUGGAAUUACAGAAUCAAGUCGGGGUGAGGGGUUGUGGCGGCAGCAGAAGAAGUCAACAGUGGCGAGUGUCUCAGGGACUGUGUUGCCAUGAGGUCUAUGCUGACAUGACUGCAGGGAUGUGUGUUCCUCUGGUGGCUCUUCUCAGCGUCGUCAUGCUUCCCUCCGUGUCAGCUGGAGGUUUCUACUGUGCGAAAACAGCAAGAGCACGUGCCGCUGCCUUGGGUUUGGAUUAUCCUGGAGUCCACGGAGCCCCGGAAUUCUCUGGACCAGCUCACCAUGAGGUGCACCCUGACAUGAUGCCACUGACGCCUCAACCGCAUGAAGUCGAUGAUCCUGAUGAGGGAGAAUCUAACGUGGCCUCUGACGGACACAAUGAACGACAAGUGGGAUCAUUCGAUGACGGCGCACGUAAACAAGCUCAACCCAGGAGUUCUAAGUCCACAUUUCUACUGAGCCGCGGCGCUUACAAGCCAGUUCAAAGCGAACACACCAGUUUUCCCAGAGGACAGAUGGACAGUAACCACAGGUUCAAUUUUGAGGAGGUCAAGCAUGUUGCCCCGCCAACGCUGUUUCAAGCCUCGGGCUGGUCUGACCUUGCGAAUUGGGAUCCUCAAGGUCGCGGCGAGUCGCUCUCAUUUGUCUACAACAAGCACAACCUUGUUUUUGACGAGUCUGCCCCAAAUAGACGUGGCAUGUCUCUGAGUGGACUCCCACUGCCUCGAAGCAGGGGUCGUGGCAUUUACCACGGGGGUCUAACCGGAUUUGGCCCGAGUAGAGGAGUCCCUGUACUCACUUCAUCUCGUUUCCCCAGCAAAAGCCACGUCAGAGCGAUGAUUAACCGAAGUCCUGCGCUUGGUAGACGGGGAAAAAUGAGGCUCCCUGACCAUCUACUUCGGUCCCUGUACAGAAACCUCAGUGUCAAACAGUUUGUUCAAGGUAACCCUGCUCUUAGACUUGAAUGAUUUAAAGAAAAAAGUUGUUGAACUAAAGGGUCUGACUCUGAGCUCCACUUUCUUGUCAAAUUAUUAAAGUUAACAGGCAUUUUGUGAAAUAAAACAGAUUUCAGAAUCUAUUUGAUUUUACUGAAUGAUGCAAUGUCCAACUUAUCUGUGUACAAGCUGUUGUGUUGUUGCUCUUAAACAAAACACAUCACACUUUCCUUUCUAAAUCCUUAUAAUUCCAAGUGUUAAUCCACCUCCAUCAUAACUGUCUUCCCCGAGGUCUGGGUGUUACCAGAGUGCCAUCUGUUGGUUGUAAUGGGUACACAUCUCUUUUUUUUCAUUGUUGAAUACAGGUGCUGCUUAACA
This is a messenger RNA of Paralichthys olivaceus (Japanese flounder), 1332 nucleotides long. RefSeq lists its product as uncharacterized. The record is from RefSeq and is a predicted model, not a curated record. Lineage: Eukaryota; Metazoa; Chordata; Actinopteri; Pleuronectiformes; Paralichthyidae.